Messenger RNA from Cyprinus carpio (common carp), 1623 nucleotides. Its product is annotated as ankyrin repeat and MYND domain-containing protein 1. The record is from RefSeq and is a predicted model, not a curated record. Lineage: Eukaryota; Metazoa; Chordata; Actinopteri; Cypriniformes; Cyprinidae.
AUGUCAAGAUCUAUUCAAGUUUUUGAUGAUAAAAUUCCAGUGGGUUCUGUAUCGUGCCAAGAGAAGGAAGCAAAGACAGUCGUUAACUCUGAGGAAGAGUUGACAAAUCUGGAGAUCGAUGAAAACCUGGAAAGGAACAUUAGAUCAGCUGUACCUACUUUUGAUUCUGUAUGUUCUAUGGCUAGUUUUCAUAUUCACGUCACAGAGGAGAUCCUGCAGAAGAGUGCUGAUAUUCUGUGCCAGACAGGAACAGUGACUUCGACAGACACCCAGGAGACAGUCCGGAUAAUUGCACUUCUUAAGACAGCGAGCAGACCCGAACGCCUCUACCAUCCCAUGCCCAUCAUUUUCCUGGCUAUCAAAGCUGCCCAUGUCAAGGGCGUCCGUCUUCUAUUGGAGUGUGCAGCUCGGUCUGUAUCCUUUCUUCACAGCAGCUGGGGUUUAUCUGGAGCAGAGGGUCCUGUGAGCCUCCUCCUGCAUGCCCUUGCGGAUCCUGACGUCAAAGCUCUGGAUGCAAAUGAAAUUCUGAGUUUAAUAGGUCUGAGUAAAAGACCCCAGGCUAAAUUCAGCGAAGCCCCUAUUGAACUUCCUCAGGAAGACGGGAAGACUCCACUACAUGUGGUUUGCCAAAGAGACAGCGAUCAUACAAAUGCUAGAGAUGUGGUGGCGCUUCUGCUUUCUCAUAACUCAACCCCCAACGAUGUGUGGAGUAGCCAUUCACCCCUAUCUCUGGCCAUCGCGAGCGGCAACGACCUUGCUGUGGAUGAAGUGUUUGGUUGAGGGUGUUAUCUUGAUGUUCUUAUCACUCGUCAUGUGGGCAGCGCUCUCUGUGCCCUUGCCAACAUCAUCUAUGACCGUGGGCCACAUCCACGCAAUCAAGUCAAGCUGGCAACGGUCGUUCCUCUUUCUCGUAUACCUCUCGGCAGCGUUUUCUCCACACUUGUUCCUUCCACAGUUCCGUGUCCCACUUCGCGAGGGUGUCACCGGGAACACCAUCUGGACAGCAGUCAGGCAGGCCAUUUUGUUCCGACGUAUGUCUUGCGUCUGUGUCUUACCCUCUUCCAGGCUCUUCGUUUUUCAGCUGUGAGGGAUGUCAAUGAUGGCCUUCUGGGCAGCAGUCCGAACCAGCGCAUGACCCACACCCUGCAUCAUGCCCUCAACAAGCAUGAGAGACAACCCUUUAACGCCCGCCGGCAGUUGCCAGGCCUCAUGGGAGAUCUGCUAAGACAGGCGGCGAUGAGAAUGGAGAAGGAACGGAGCCAAGAUGUACUCGGUGUCAGUCCCACAGAGAAGCUUCUAUAUCCUGGAUCAGGAGCGACAUCGAGUUUGCUGAGCUCUCCUGAGAAGAACAACAGGACUUCCUUUAAUAAACACAUCAGUCAGAGAGUGCAGAGCCUCGCUUUAGAAUGCGGCCGUUCUGAAGUCUUCUACUGUAGCAAGACCUGCAAAACCAAAGUGUGGGAUGAAUGCCACAGAGACAGGUGUGACCGUGCCAGUGGACAGUGGAAAAGCAGCAGAGAUAAAUGCACAUCUAUUGGAAUGGUUACACCUCCGUCCACCAAAGACGAUGCACAUCUAUUGGACCAUAUUCACCUAAAGGCAAGACCUUCCACCUCAGUGUGA